GUUCAUGAGUAGGUCCGUCGGACUAUUCCAAAAAUCCGUCUCGAGAUAUUUCUAUCGUUGCAAGAAUACUAGGGAUAUUUCCCCGGAUACUAGGACAACGGUGCAUGAAAGAGGAGCGGAUACAGCCACAGUCGGCAACUAGCCGAUCUUGGAGUAAGAGCUAACAGGAUCGACCAGAAACCAUACAGAAACCAUCACAACCGAGACAACUUUGAGACGGAUUUCUUCCAACUUUACAGGACUGUCAAGCGUCAUUGUCACAACCUGCUAUAUUCUACACAGAUCAUCCAAAGGAUCUUAUUUCGUUACUUUUGCAGUACCUAUACUUGUCAAACAGGAAAAAAGUGGGCCUUGCUCGCGUUAAACGGUCACCAAUCCCAAAACUCAUAGAUAAUUAUUCGUUUGUGACUCAGUGGACUGAAUAAAACUGCCGCCAUGCAGGGAGACGAAAGAGAGGCUUCUAGUUCCGAGGACGAGAUGCCGGCCACCGAGAGAGAGCUGGCUGACGAUGCCCAGUGGAAACUUAUUCAGAAGAAUACAUUUACGAGAUGGGCAAACGAGCAUCUUAAGACAUGCAACAAGCAUAUUGGAGACUUGGAUACGGAUUUGGGGGAUGGUUUGAGGCUGAUCGCGCUCGUCGAAGUGCUGUCCGGCCGAAAAUUCACGAGAUUCACGAAACGCCCAGUCGUCAGACCCCAAAAACUCGAAAAUGUCACUAUGGCACUCAAUUUUCUGCAGAAGGACGAAGGUAUCAAGAUCGUCACUAUCGAUUCUGGCCAUAUUGUUGAUGGAUCCCCCAAGCUGAUCCUGGGCCUGAUGUGGACCCUCAUCCUCCACUACUCCAUCUCGAUGCCCAUGUGGGAGGAGGAUGAGUUCGAUGAACCUGUCGGCAGGGAGAAGACCCCGAAACAGCGCCUACUCGCCUGGGUGCAGAACAAGAUCCCGGAGGCGCCGAUCACGAACUUCACACGAGACUGGAAUGAUGGUCGUGCCAUUGGUGCCCUCGUUGAUGCCAUCGCACCAGGUUUGUGCCCCGAUUGGGAGGACUGGGAGCCAAAGAAUGCUUUCGAAAACGCCAAGGAGGCCAUGGACGCAGCUGAGCAGUGGCUCAAUGUACCACAGCUCAUCAAACCGGAGGAGAUGACCAACCCCAAGAUUGAUGAGAAGUGUAUGAUGACUUACUUGUCCCAGUUCCCCAACGCCAAGCUGAAACCGGGCGCCCCACUAAGGCCACGCACCAACCCCAAGAAAGUCAGGGCUUUUGGGCCAGGUAUCGAGCCCACUGGUAACUCAGUCGGUGCUAUCGCCCGCUUCACCAUCGAGACAUUCAGUGCUGGGAAGGGCAGCGUCGAGGUCAUCAUUCUCAACCCCAAGGGUCAGCAAGAGAAGUGUGAAGUCUUGUUCAACAAUGACAGGAACCUCACCUAUAGCUGCUCCUACACACCCACCAUGGAGGGAAACUACAAGGUCAUUGUCAAGUUCGCCACCAAGGAGAUCCCAAGGAGUCCAUUCACUGUGACUGUUGAAGGUCAAGCUGGAGAUGCUUCCAAGGUCACGGCUGUCGGACCCGGUAUCGAGAGGACUGGUAACAUGGUCGGAAAGCGGGCACACUUCGAGGUGUUCACAAAGAAGGCUGGAUUCGGCAACAUUGAGAUCGUGAUCCUAGACCCCCAUGGCCGUAAGGACAUCGUGAAACCCAAGGUCACGAAGACGUCUGAAGACACGUACCUCGUCGAGUAUAUGCCAAAGGAGGAGGGCCUGCACUCAGUCAGCGUGUUCUUUGCGGGAUCAGCCAUUCCCAAGAGUCCAUUUGGAGUCGGGGUUGCCCCACCUUGCAACCCCAGCAAAGUCUACGCAACAGGUCGUGGUAUCCAGCCUAAGGGCGUGCGUGUUCGUGACGUAGCUGAUUUUCAAGUCCACACAGAGGGCGCUGGUGAUGGAGAACUCAAAGUUCACGUCACUGGACCAGGUGGCGUUGAGGAGAAGGUGAUUGUUAAGCAGAUUGACAAGACGAACUACGAAUGUGUGUACACACCAUUGAAGACGGGAGAGUACACUGUCAUGAUCACUUAUGCUGGUGCUAAUAUUCCCAAGAGUCCAUUCAGGGUCGAUGUCGCGAAAGCUUCUGACUCCAAGAUCCGAGCCUACGGUCCCGGUCUGGAAACCGGCGUUGUCGGUUGUCCAUGUGACUUCACGGUCGAGACGAACAAUGAAACUGGAGCACUUGGUAAGCCCUUGCCGAAAAUUACCACGAAGUGGUUCUCGAUUGAGGGUCCAUCCCAGGCAAAGAUUGACUGCAAUGAUAACGGUGACGGUUCCGCCGACAUCAGCUACUAUCCCACCAUCCCUGGCGAAUAUGCCGUCCAUAUUCUAUGCAAUGAGUCGGACAUCCCUGGGUCACCAUUCAUGGCUCAGAUUGUCCCUGCCACAGCUGAUUUCAACCCAACCAAGGUGAAGGCAUACGGUCCCGGUCUUGAGAAGACAGGUGUUGAGCCCAACCGCUGGGCCGAGUUCACUGUAGAUUGCCGCGAGGCUGGUACCGCCCCACUCAAGAUCACCUGCGUUGAUGCCCAGAACAACCCGAUCGAGGUCCAGGUGGCGGACAACAGGAACAACACGUACAGCUGCCGUUACAUCCCCAAGAAUGUCGAGAAGCAUACGAUCUAUGUCUCGUACGGAGGAUGCAACAUCCCUAACAGUCCAUUCAGGAUGUCUGUCGGCCGCACUAAGAAGGGCAGUUCAUCGUCUAGUUCAUCAUCUAGCUCUGAUGAUGAAGUAUACGUUGCCGAGCCCAGCAAGCCGAGCAAGGUAAAGGUGUAUGGUCCCGGUCUCGAGAAGGGCGUCAGGAUGCACGAGCCAACUUACUUCAUCGUCGACUGCAAGGAAGCAGGACCUGGUGAUGUCGCUAUCGCUCUUACUGACGAGAAGGGUAACGACGUCCCGGUCAGCACCACCGACAACAAGGAUGGAACCUUCACCAUCCAGUACGAGCCCAACUCCGUCGGUACCUACACGACUGGGGUGUUCUUUGCUGAGCAAGAGAUUCCUUCCAGCCCGUAUAAGGUCCAGGUUGAACCUCAUAUUGAUGUCAGCCAGGUCUACUGCGAUGGUCUUCAGCAGAAAUCUGAAGUCGGGAAGGAGUAUGACUUUGACAUCAUCACCGCUGAUGCUGGUGGCAAGGCACCCACCGACGUCAUCAUCAUCGCGCCAAGCGGCAAACAGGUCCCUGUGAAAAUAGAAGAGAUCCCAGACGGCUACAUCGUCAAGUACACUUUGGAAGAGCUCGGUACCCACUCUGCAGACGUCAUCUUUAACAACCAGUCGAUCCCGAACAGUCCGUUCAAGACCGAGGGUGUCCCCAAAGGCAAGGCCCCAACAGAGAAACCAAUGUCUGAAUCAGCCAAGAAGGUCAAGGCAUACGGCCCAGGUCUGUCCAAGGGAGUUACUGGUGCCCCGGCUGAGUUCACCAUUGAUACCCGUGAAGCUGGUCCAGGAGGUUUGGGCCUGACCAUCGAGGGUCCUGCAGAGGCAAAGAUCGACUGCUCCGAUAACGGAGACGGUACCUGCGGUGUUAAGUACUACCCGUUGGAACCUGGGGAGUAUACCAUCAACAUCCUCUUCGCUGAUGAGUACAUCCCCAAGUCGCCCUACAAGGCGAGGGUCGUCCCCCCAGGAAAGGAGAACCUGAAUGUCAGCGGCGUAAAGACCUACGGCCCAGGAGUGGAGAGAGAGGGUGUCUUCCUCGAGUCGCCCACCGACUUCACCGUUGACGCUCGCUCCGUCACCCCAAGCGGUGAUGGCAAGGUGAAGGCCAUCCUGACCAACCCUCAGGGAACCAAGUACGAUACAAUCGUCAAGAACCACCAGGAUGGUACCUACAAUGUCAGCUAUACUCCUUUCGAACAGGGUGUGCACACCCUUGAUGUCACCUAUGAUGGCAUCCCUGUCCCUGGCAGUCCAUUCAAUGUCAAUGUCGUCCCCGGCUGUGACGUCACCCGUGUCAAGGCUUAUGGCCCCGGUCUCGAGGGCGGCAACACCAACAUCCCCCAGGUCUUCACUGUUGAGACCCGCGGUGCUGGACAGGGAGGACUUGGACUCGCCAUCGAGGGUCCAUCUGAGGCUAAGAUGACAUGCCGUGAUAAUCGUGACGGUAGCUGCGCUGUCGAGUACCACCCCACCAAACCAGGCGACUACGACAUCAGUGUGAAAUUCGCUGAUGAGCACAUCCCUGGAAGUCCCUUCCAUGUCAGUAUUACCGACAAGGUUGAUGCGAAGAAGGCCAAGGCUUUCGGUCCCGGUCUCAAACCUGAGGGCGUCCGUGCUGGUGUACCAGCUGAAUUCACCGUCGAUGCCCGCGAAGCUGGCGUCGGAUUCUUGGACGUUGCUGUCGUUGGUAAGGAUGGAAAGAAGAAGCCAGGCCACAUCAAGCCAGUCGGCGAUGGUACUUAUGAAUGUUCCUACGUCCCGGAGGUUGAAGGUCCCUGCCAGGUCGAGGUCAAAUAUGGAGAUGAACAAGUCCCAAAAAGUCCUUUCAAGACGAAAGUUCUUCCAAAGUCUGAUGCAAGCAAGGUGAAGGUCGUUGGUGAUGGUGUCAAGCCAACCGGCGUGCCGGCAUCUCUGCCCGUCUCCUUUACCGUUGAUACUAAGGAGGCUGGCGUCGCUGAUCUGGGCGUCGAGAUCCAGAACCCAGAAGGCUUGCGCGUAACUCCUGAAGUCCUCGACAAUGCUGAUGGUACCUUCACCGUUUCGUACACUCCUGAGGAGGUUGGACAACAUACCGUUGAUGUCAAGUUUGACGGCAAACCAGUGCCCAAGUCGCCCUUCAAGGUCAAGACAUCGCCCUCCGGUCACCCUGAGAAGUGCAAGAUUAUUGAGGGUCUUGAACAGACUGUCAUUCUCGGUGAGGAGACUGUCAUCACCAUCAACACUGCUGAUGCUGGCAAAGGUGCCAUCACAUGCAAAAUCAGGAACCCCACUGGCGGGGACUGCGACAUUGACAUUGAAGACAAUGCCGAUGGCACCGUCUCUAUCUACUACACACCACGUUUCCCUGGUACUCAUAGCAUCGCAAUCAACUUCGGCGGCAAGCCAAUCCCGAAGGGAGAGUUCACCCAAGAGGCUAUCCCACGUGAGGUAUAUGAUGAGCGUAUAGCGCAGCAGGAGCGCGAUCGACUAGCUGCGAUAGAGGAGGCAAGGCUUGCACAAGAAAAACUAGAAGAGGAGAAACGUGAGCAGGAGAGACUUGCACAGGAGAAGCUUGAACAGGAGAGGCUAGAGCAGGAGAGACUUGCACAAGAGAAGCUUGAACAGGAGAGGCUAGAGCAGCAGAGACUUGCACAAGAGAAGCUUGAACAGGAGAGGCUAGAGCAGCAGAGACUUGAAGAGGAAAGGCUUGAAGAGGAGCGCCUUGAGAAGGAGCGAUUGGAAGAAGAGAGGCUCGCUGAAGAGCAACGUGAGAAAGAAAGACUAGAAGAGGAGAAGCGUGAACAAGAAAGACUAAAGCAGUUGGAGGAAGAACAGCGUGAACAGGAGAGGCUAGAAGCAGAAAGACUUGAACAGCAGAGGUUAGAGGAUGAAAAACUAGAGAAAGAAAGACUUGAACAAGAGAAACUAGAGCAACAAAGGUUAGAGGAAGAAAAGCUAGAGCAACAGCGGCUAGAGGAAGAAAAGCUUCAGCAACAGAGGCUAGAGGAAGAACAGCUAGAGAAACAGAGGCUAGAGGAAGAGCAGCUAGAGCAACAGAGGCUAGAGGAAGAACAAAAACCCACGGUAGAUGGCGGUGAUAAUACUAUUGUUGCUUGUGAAAGAGAAGCUCCCAACUACAGCGCACCUGACAUAUCUGAUUUGUUUGCACAUCAGCCCCCACCAGUGCCAGAAGAUGCACCUACUAACGUAGAUGAGGAUGAUUUAGUUGCACCUGACUCUAGCAUGCCUGAUGAUGACCCGAAUCUCCGUCCCGUUCCAACUCUUGAGGAUGACUCCAGCGUUGAAGAGUUGUCACCCGACCUAAUGGUUGAUGAAGAUGAUAUUGUCCCUUCUGAAAGAGAAAUUCCAAACUAUAGUGCACUCGGCGACUUGUUCCCAGAUGUGCGGCCAACAUCAGCUUCGGAGGCUGGAUGCAAUGAUCCUGGUGUCCUUGCAACUGAACACUCAGAGGAAGUCAUUUCUGCACCCAGCUUAUUAGUAGAUUUUAAAUUUGGAAAGUCUUCACCCGAAAGGGGAUCACCUGCUCCUGACUUGAGUUGUCCAGAUCUUAACGAGACUGCCCCAGUUGAGGAGGAUCUCAUCUCAGCAUCGUCAGCACCCGGUGUCCACUCUGCUGUACCACUCUCGCCCGGAUUCGGAGGACCUGGAUACCCUGGUGGAUCAGAUCAAUUCAGACCUGUCGACUUCUGCAUCCCAGUUGGCCCUGUCUUCAACAGUGUUUCUGCUGAUAUCAUCAUGCCUUCCGGAAAGGUUGCCUACCCCAAGAUUGAGGAUAACAAGGAUGGUACGGUCACCAUCCGAUACACCCCCGAGGAGGUGGGGACACACGAGAUGAACGUCAGAUACAACAACCAAGCUAUCCAAGGAAGCCCGUUCAAGUUCCACGUUGAUGCUGUCAGCAGUGGUUACGUGACUGCGUACGGCCCAGGUCUAAGUCACGGUGUGUCUGGCGAACCAUGCCACUUCACGAUCAACACUAAGCAUGCUGGAGCCGGUGGUCUAGCCCUUGCUGUCGAAGGCCCCUCCAAGAGCGAGAUCAGAUGCAAAGACAACAAAGAUGGUACCUGCUCCGUCACUUAUUACCCAACAUGCCCUGGCGAAUACAAAAUCAUCGUCAAGUUUGCCGACCAGCACAUCUCUGGCUCUCCAUUCACAGCUAAAAUCACAGGCAAUCGUCAAAAGAAGGCGCAGAUCUCUGUUGGAAGCAGCAGUGAGGUGUCCCUGAAGGUGACAGAGACUGACAUCAGUACCCUGAAGUCAACCAUCAAGAGCCCAUCUGGCCGUGAGGAACCGUGUAUCCUCAAGAGACUCGCCAAUGGACAUUUAGGAAUCUCGUUUACUCCCAAGGAGACUGGUCAGCACCUUGUCAACGUGUUCAGGGAUGGCAAACACAUACCAAACAGCCCAUUCAAAAUCCAUGUUGGCGAGAGUGAGCUUGGCAAUGCCAGCAAGGUCAAGGUUCACGGCAAGGGUCUCCAUGAGGGUAUGGCCGGGGAGAAGAAUGAUUUCGUGGUUGAUACCAAGGCUGCCGGUUAUGGUGGUCUGAGUCUGUCGAUUGAAGGUCCCAGCAAGGCUGAUAUCGAAUGUGAGGACAACGAGGAUGGAACAUGCAAGGUCUCGUACAAACCAACCGAACCCGGAACUUACAUCAUCAACGUCAAAUUCGCCGAUGAACAUGUACCUGGUAGUCCAUUCCCAGUACAUAUUGGUGGCGAGUCUCACCGUCUGACCGAACAUAUCACCAGUCAGAGGCGUGCCACAGAAGCUACUCACGUUGGAAGUCAGUGCGAACUCAGCUUGAAAAUACCCGGGACAAGUCCGUUUGAUAUGAACGCCUCCGUCACCAGCCCAUCAGGACAGACCGAACUCUGCGAAAUCAAGGAUCUGGACGAUUGCCACUACAGCAUCAAGUUUGUGCCGAAGGAGAUGGGGGUGCACACCGUCAGUGUCAAGCACAAGGACCUGCACAUCCCUGGCAGUCCUUUCCAGUUCACGGUCGGCCCGAUCACAGAGGGAGGGGCGCAUAAGGUUCACGCUGGAGGCCCUGGCCUAGAAAGUGGAGAAGUAUCCCAACCAGCUGAUUUCAACAUCUAUACACGUGAGGCCGGUGCUGGAGGUUUGUCGAUUGCCGUCGAAGGCCCGUCAAAAGCAGAAAUCAAAUUUGAAGAUAGGAAGGAUGGAUCUUGUGGUGUUUCUUAUCACGUCACUGAGCCAGGCGACUACCUCGUCUCGGUCAAAUUCAACGAUGAACACAUCCCAGACUCUCCAUUCAAGGUGCCGUUCUCGCCGGAGAAUGCUGACGCGAGGAAACUUAACAUCAUUGCUCUACAGGAGAAGGGAUUACAGGUUGGCCGCCCCGCCGCAUUCACGGUCGACUUCAAUGGUGCUCAUGGUACACUAACGGCCUACGUGGUGUCGCCAUCUGGUGCCGAGGAAGAAGCAAUUAUUCAAGAACUUGACGACGAUAAGCAUGCCGUCCGUUUUAUCCCCAAAGAAAAUGGAGCACAUUACGUUCAUGUUAGAUUCAAUGAUACGCCAAUCCAAGGCAGUCCAUUCAGACUCCUUGUUGGCAAGUGUGAUGCUGAUCCAGGAAUGGUCCAUGCAUCCGGUGAGGGACUCGUUAAUGGAAAAACUGAUCAUCCUUGCCGCUUCAUCGUGGAUACCUGUAACGCCGGCUCCGGUGCUCUCUCUGUCACCAUCGACGGCCCAUCAAAGGUGAAACUCGACUGCAAGGAACUUGCCAAUGGAUAUGGCUUCACAUACGUGCCCACAGCCCCCGGUGACUAUCUCAUUACAAUCAAAUAUGCUGGCAACUACCAUGUUGUUGGAAGUCCUUUCAAGGCGCACAUCACAGGAACCGGCAAGGCCAACCAGGGUGUAGUCGAACAAGCCCAGUUUGUCGUCAACACGGAAGCCAAGUCUGCUUCAGAAUCAAAGAUCGCCCACUUAUUUAGGACACCCGACGCUGAUGCGAGUAAGGUCAUCUGUAAGGGUCUUGGUCUAAAGAAGGCGUUCGUCAAACAGCAGGCACAGUUCACAGUUGACACCAAAGAUGCAGGCACCAAUGUACUCAUGGUUGGUAUCCUCGGCCCUGGCAGCAAGCUGUGCGAAGAGAUCUGCAUCAAACAUCAAGGUCGCCAACAGUACAAGGUCGACUACCUUCUGAAGGAGCGGGGCGACUAUCUCCUCAUCGUAAAGUGGGGCGACGACCACGUCCCUGGGAGUCCAUACGCCAUCACCGUCUAAUAAGCUGAGAAUAUGCCAUUCCCAACAAAGGACAGGUCCAUUGCUGUCAGGGUUCUAUAUGGUCUGGUUGGACACUCAUGAAGAAUACCACUUUUGUGGCUAUUCAAAAUAAAAUACCACAUCAUGCAAUGAAACAUGUUAACGUGCUUUUUAUUUGAUCAAAAGUAAACAGAAUUGAAUAAGAACCCGUUAAAGAUCUGGCGAUGGGCCUGGGUACCACCCUCCAUGACUGUAGCCAUCCCCAUUCAACAGGCAAACUUGAAGGAUGAGGAUUCCAAAGAAAGUUACAGAUGAAUUCUCUGAACAGUUAAGCCAGAAUGUUGUGAAAAAGUGUCCUGGUGGGAUAUUUUUGGCUCUCGCUGUGAUGAUUUGGCAUGUAUCCCAACCGGUCCUUCAAGUUUGACCUAGUUAUUACGCUGCUAUGCUUUCCUUAUGCUGCAUUCAUUACUUAUAUAUGCAAAGAUUCGGACGUAUUAUCAUGUUGAGAUAAAAAUUCCAAUGUCGUCGUAGAACGCUCCAUGAUAACGAGAAUAAAAAUUACAUUUUUUAUGAUGGAACUAUAUUUCACCCACUUUGGGUCAGACGUAUAGAUUUAUAGCAUGGCGGCAUAAAAAUAGCAAAAUGUCAAAAAAAUCUGGAGGUGUGUUGUUAAGUCAUGUUAUUGGCUAAUUAUUAAACCCUUAGUGGGUGUCUUUUUUUUUAACACAAACACUCGUUACAUUUGAAUUGUUUGUUUAUCUCGGAAUGGUAAGUCAAGAGUUAUUAAAAUGUGAUUUUCAAAAAUUCUUCUUAAACAUUGGAUAUGACUUUAUGCUGGUAAUAUAAUUAUUUAAUCUUUAAUCUUGUCUGUGCUAUCUGACGUUUUGUAUUCUUUUGGGUGAGCCAUUGAAGGACUGUAAGCAAAGUUGCGAGUUAGAUUUUUGGCUAGAAAAGUCGUGGCUCCAUUGGAAAAGUUAUGUUAUCUGAAUACAGAUGUAUUGAGCUAAGUCCUUGAUAUAAUUGACAGGAAUGGGCCCUAGUGCUUGAAGGGUUGACUCAAAGCAGUUAAGAAUUUAUACACCAUGUUAAAAAUACUUGGUUUAUACCUCAAAUUGUAUUGUUUAAUGAGAUAUGGAUUAACGCGGCAGACAGCGGUCACAGUAAGACCCUAAUUCGGGGAUUCGUGGCAGUGCAUGCAUUCAUUUAGUGUACUUAAUAUGAAGUUUUUUCCUUUACUAGUCUCUAUGCAAAAGAAAAAUAGUUGAAUUUGUUUUUUAUUUGUCUACAUUUUGUCAAAGCCGACACCAGAAAGUGUUCCAUUUUGCCAAUUAAGAACAUAAAUUGGAUUGUUCUCAGUGAGGCCCAAAGGAUCUCGAUGUAUUAAAAAAAAAUGUCUUGUAUGAAUUUUAUGUUAGAUUAGUACUUAAAAGUAUUAGAGUAGGUUAGAAGUGAUGACAAGACAAGACCCUUGAUCAGUGGCUUCCUGCAUGGUUAUUUUAAGCAGGGCAUAAUCAAAUUAAAGCUCUGCCAAAAAAUGUUUCCAACUUUUGUGUGGUGUGUUUAUAACUCACAGUUGAUUGUCUUGAGAGCUAGCAGUAUGUGUUUACAGUUGAUAAUCAACUGUUUUGAACAUAUCUAACUGUUCAGCGUCUUAUAACGGUCCGAGUACAUUAGAUACAGAACAAUGUGAAGACCACAGUUGUACUUCUCUCUGUUCUCGACUUGGACAAAGUGUUAAGAAUUUGAGAUUUUGGAGGAUGGAACAUUUUCUCGCAGUUUGCGUCCCCGCUAAAAAUGGCUUGUGGAGAUCACUGUAACCUCUCAGACAAUGUAUGUCAAUCUUGUUGAAAUUUUAUUUUUACUUUUUUACAUUUAUACGGACAUAAGUGUCGAAUUAGGAAAUGAAUUCUGGUUGGCUACCACCUAUGUAUGUUUGUGCUACUUAUUUUAAGCACUUAGGCUAUGAAGUAAUAUAUUUAAUGAUUAAUUAAUCAUAAGUUAUGUUAGUUUCUUGCAACAGUUUCAUGUUUAAUCACGCGCCAUCGUCAUGGGGGUGGCAAGCUGGCCUGGGCAAGGUCCUAUUUUACAUGUAACCAAUUUAUUCAAACAUUAUUUCAAAUUAACUUGAAACCGACUCGUAGUAUUAUAAUACCAGAGGAUUAAAUAAAUACAAGAGACAUGUAUAAAUUGACAAGGUGCUUGAAAGUAAGAAUUGCAAUAGUUAGCAGAAACACCUGUAGUUGUAGAAUGUGUGACAGUCCUAGUUUAAAUCUAGCUAAGAUAGUUAGAAUUUCAGCUCUCUCAUGUGUAAACUUUCGGGGGAGGCAGAGGACGUUUAGUCCUCACCUCAAAGAGGGCGCUAUUGGAGUAUAGGACGGUGCGUUGUAGAUAAAGUGAAUGAGGAAUUUGUUAAAUAGCUUACAACCGAUUAAGUUAAUAGGAUCGUGUAUUAAACCUGCUUGACCAAACGUAGUAGCAGAAAGUAGUUUAGGUUGGAUACCACGCACCGACAUCUCUUGAGGAAAUGAUUGUGAUAUAUGCUACCCACAUAUAUCUAAUAACCGCAUUCUAUAAGUGAUAUUAUAGAAUUCAUUCUUUUUGUUGGCUUUUAAAUAAAACUAACAUUUUGCUAUUGUA
This is a messenger RNA of Lineus longissimus, 11568 nucleotides long. Its product is annotated as filamin-A-like. The record is from RefSeq and is a predicted model, not a curated record. Gene Ontology annotation, biological process: actin cytoskeleton organization. The transcript is spliced from 39 exons. Gene Ontology annotation, molecular function: actin filament binding. NCBI's taxonomy places the organism in Eukaryota, Metazoa, Nemertea, Pilidiophora, Heteronemertea, Lineidae. The coding region runs from base 436 to 8952 and encodes 2838 amino acids.